Messenger RNA from Dichomitus squalens LYAD-421 SS1, 2164 nucleotides. RefSeq lists its product as uncharacterized. Lineage: Eukaryota; Fungi; Basidiomycota; Agaricomycetes; Polyporales; Polyporaceae. The transcript is spliced from 6 exons. The record is from RefSeq and is a predicted model, not a curated record. The coding region runs from base 1 to 2103 and encodes 700 amino acids.
AUGACCUCUCCGUCGAUGCACUCGCUGCCGGCAGAGCUCAUCGAGAGCGUCCUCAUCUCUGCAGCAGCAGGCGGGUUCCCCCAAGCAAUAGCCGCAUUCGCACAGACAUGCAAAGCACAUCACGCCCUCGUGUACAACGCGAACGACAACCACCUCUGGCGCGAGAUAUUCCUGACCACAUUCGACGACCCGCGCGCGUCUGGCGGAGGGCCCGGCUGGACACAGUGCACAUCCCAGGCGCACCGCAAGGAAGAAGCGUAUGACUGGGGCGGAGAGUUCAGGCGUCGCCUGUGGGCGGCCGACUGCAUCAGACGACAGACGGACCCAGCGAUCAAGUCUGCCGCGGAGCCUCUCACGGAACUCGAGCAGACGCUGCAGAACACGCGCGCGCUCGAGACGAUCCUCUCCGUCGUCUCCUCCGCCCUGCCCUGUCCCCCGACGCUCGUCUUCUCCUUCCUUGACUGCGCAGAGGCGCACGCGGGCGCGCCGACGACCCCCAGCGCGAGCUACCCCACCUUCCCGCCCCUCCCGCACGCCAUCGGCGCGCCCAACUCGACGGACACGCGCGGGCGCACCUUCGGCCACUCGCUCCGCGCGAACAACACCGCCUGGCUCGAGUCCGUCCUCUCCAAGGGCCUGCCCCCCGAAAUCACCGCGACCUUUUCAGGCGACAAGUGGUACGGCGGCCUCGCCGGCCAGUUCCUCGACGAGCCCGAGUUCCGCGAGCUGCAGGCCGCGGGGCACAUCAUCGCCUGCACCGGCUUCCUCCCCAUCCCCCAGCCCCCCUCCUCCUCCUCUGCCGCGGGCUCCCCCUCCUCGGGCUCCCCACCCGCGCAGCAGGAGCCGACGAUCGACCUUUCGGCCCAGGUCGCGAGCGAGCGCGCGUUCUCCCCGCCCACGCGCCAUGCGGGCCCGGACAGCGCGGGGCCGUACAUGAGCGUGGAGAACCAGCUCAAGCGCGCGCGCCGUCUUGCGCGCAUGCGCGUCUACAAUAUGCGCUACCUCGCGCGCGACCGCCAUUGGGGCCCCUACCUCCCCGCGUCGGAGCCCGCGCAGGCGCGCGCGAAGGGCAGGGAGCCGCGUGCGCCGCGCGCGACGGCGGACGACGACGAGCUGCUACAGCCGAUAUUGGCGAUGUUCCGGGUCACGCCGAUUUAUGCGCACGCGCAUCAUGGCCAUGCUCAUGACCACGAGGACGAGGACGAGGAGGAGGAAGACAACGAAUCCGAAUUUGAAGGCGAGGACGAAGACGAGGGCGCGGAUAUGGAAGAGCCCGCGGACGCCGCCGAGGACGAGCUCGCAGCGGAGGACGAAGACGCGGAGGGGGACGAGGGAUCCAUGGGGGACGAGGGAUCCGUGUCGGGCGGUGGGUCGGAGCCGCCAGCGGGCAAGGCGGACCUGCCGGAGGGCCCACCAUCGUCGGCGCAGCUGCGCACGGACUGGGCGUACCUUGCGGGUGUGCGCGUCGUCGUCGAGGCGAACCUGAGGGAGUCGUUCCAGGCACAGGAUCUCCGUGGGUUGUUUUCGCUGGACGGACUGAGGAGCGCGAGCGCGCCGUAUGACUGGACGGCGUACCGGCCGCCGUCGCCUGUAGAGAGCAAGGACGGGAAGGGGAAGGGGAGGGAUUAUGGGGAAGUCGAGGGGUGGGACUGGGCAGGGGUAACCGGGGUUUGGAAGCGUUGUGUGUGUUGGAUGGACUAUCGCGAUCUCAUUCUGCACAACCUCUCGGGCGAGUUCGAGGACCCGCACCUGCAAGAGGCCGUGCGGAUCAUCUCGAUGCGCCUCCGCAUCAAGUCCUACUCCAAGUCCGAGGUCCGCGAGUACGCCCACCUCCCGACGAUCCACGUCGUCGGCGAGACGACGGGCGCGUCGCUGCACGGGCAGCCCCGCAGGAUGCGCGGCACGGUCUCCGUCAUCGCGGACGGGAGCGUGCGCUGGACGCUGUACUCGACGGUCGAGGGCGGCGACAUGGACGAGUGGGUGUCGGAGGGCAUCCAGGUCGGCGGCGUCGCCUCUGCGAUGGGCGUCCUCGGGAUGUGGACUGGGGCGCAGCAUGAGCGCAUGGACCCCCUCGGUCCGUGCUGGGCUUGGAAAGUCGGUUGAACGGCACAAGGGCUGGCCUCGGGUUCGGUUUUGGCUCUUUUGGUGCGUUUGCGCUUGGGAU